Dentiscutata heterogama is the source of this 257-nucleotide messenger RNA. Lineage: Eukaryota; Fungi; Glomeromycota; Glomeromycetes; Diversisporales; Gigasporaceae. The record is from the annotation of a GenBank genome assembly.
AUUUAUUUGAUAAUAAUGAAAAUGAAUCAGAUUUAUUUGAUGAAGAUAACUUAGAUGAAUUAGAUAAAUUAAAUUAUUUUAAUGAAAAUCAAGAUAGUGAAGAUUAUUAUAGUGAGGAUCAAUAUAGUGAAGAUCUAUAUAGUGAAAAUCAAGAUAUUGAAGAUUUAUAUAGUGAAAAUCAAGAUAUUGAAGAUCUAUAUAGUGAAAAUCAAGAUAUUGAAAACCAAAAUAUUGAAGAUCAAGAUAGCGAAAACUAA